AUGCACCAGCAAGGUGUAGUCCAUCGGGACUUAAAACCCGAAAACCUACUCUACUACAGCCCUGACAAAGAAAGCAAAAUAAUGAUAAGUGAUUUUGGCUUAUCAAAAAUGGAAGAUGGCAGUAUAAUGCCUACAGCUUGUAGCACCCCUGGGUAUGUAGCCUCAGAAGUCUUAGCCCAAAAACCUUAUACCAAUAGAUGUUUGGUCUAG
This is a messenger RNA of Ceutorhynchus assimilis (cabbage seed weevil), 210 nucleotides long. The record is from the annotation of a GenBank genome assembly. Lineage: Eukaryota; Metazoa; Arthropoda; Insecta; Coleoptera; Curculionidae.